Durio zibethinus is the source of this 1404-nucleotide messenger RNA. NCBI's taxonomy places the organism in Eukaryota, Viridiplantae, Streptophyta, Magnoliopsida, Malvales, Malvaceae. The record is from RefSeq and is a predicted model, not a curated record.
UUGAAAUUCAACAAAUAAUCUCUAUUAAGUUAGCAAACUCAUUAAUGACUUUAACGGAAAUGGUGGGUUUGCAUUUGGUAUCAACCUUUAAGCAGAAACCACAAAAGAAUGGCAAAGCGAGGAACCCUCCAAAUGUCAUAUUUACAUUCUCUUCGGGACCAAUUGCCUUAUAAAUUGGUGCGCUUUCAGGUCCCAAAACUCAACCACAAACUUAAACAACAUUCAAAAAUGACAGGAAAAAGAAUCGUAAACAUUGAAGUUCGUGCAGCAAUCUGCACCAUUAUUCUCCUUGCCCCAGUUGUUCUCUCGCAGAAUUCACCACAGAUACCAGCUGAUAAAUCCCAAGUGAAUGCUUGGUUUAACGCCAACAUCAAGCCUGCCUCAGCGAGGGCUGGCACCCUAGACCCAGCCCUUGUUCAAGCUGAGGCUGAACCUCAUGUCAUAAAGGUGAGAAAAGAUGGCAGUGGAGAUUUCGACACCAUAACCAAAGCCAUUGCGAGCGUUCCAUCUGGGAACACCAAACGUGUGAUUAUAUCUAUUGGAGCUGGAUCUUAUCGCGAGAAAAUCACAAUUGUGCGAACUAAGCCAUUCAUUACAUUUUACGGGGAUCCCAAAAACAUGCCAAAUUUGACAUUUGACGGUACGGCAAGGCAGUAUGGAACCUUAGACAGCGCCACACUUAUUGUCGAGUCUGAUUACUUUGUGGCUGCAAAUAUCGUUAUAGUGAAUACUGCUCCGAGGCCAGAUGGGAAAAUGGUGGGAGCACAAGCGGUUUCCCUGAGAAUCUCCGGGGACAAGGCGGCUUUCUAUAACUGCAAGCUCAUUGGUUUCCAGGAUACUUUGUGUGAUGACAGGGGCAACCAUUUUUUCAAGGAUUGUCACAUUCGAGGCACUGUUGAUUUCAUUUUUGGAAGCGGAAAAUCUUUGUAUCUGGGCACGGAAUUAUACGUGGAGGGGGAUACGGGACUUACAGUAAUUACAGCACAAGCGAGGGAAAGUGCAUCGGAGAACACUGGUUAUUCCUUUGUACAUUGCAGCGUUACUGGAACAGGAAACGGCACAUAUCUGGGCAGGGCCUGGAAGACCAGUCCUAAAGUCGUGUUUGCCUAUACUGACAUGAGCAGUGUCGUCCAUCCUGCUGGAUGGUCUUUUAAUUUUAAACCAGAGCGAGCCAAAACUGUUUUCUAUGGAGAAUUCAAGUGCACGGGACAAGGUGCAGCUCCCGGUGGGCGAGCGCCAUUCACCAAGCAGCUAACUGAGGCAGAAGCCAAACCUUUCCUGGUUCUUGAUUAUGUUGGUGGCACCAAAUGGUUGCUUCCUCCUCCGAAGCUCUAAAUAUCAAUUGCCUGUUAAUCAGGGAUUUAAAUUACAAUAGUGGUCACAUUUUUUGUUAUAUUAUGUUAA